UAGAAUUAGAAUUGUCUUACCAAGGCCGAAUAUUUUGCUUUUGCAAUUCCAAUUCGCUACGCUUUUCAUUCCUUUCCAUUCCAUUUGUGUGUGGUGCUACGAAUGAGGAAGGAGAAGAAGCGGUGAUACACAGACAUCGACAUCGAGAGAGGGAAAGAGAGAGAGAGAGGGAGAGAAAAUGAGUAGUUACGAGGCGGUGACGGAGAAGCCGGCGACGGGGACGAAAUGGGUGGUAACGUGCAUGGUGGGAGGGGUGAUCGUGGGGGUGUCACUGUUGGGUGCAUACUCUAGCCAGCUUGGAAUGUUCUGGAAGAGCCGAAGACGCAACAAGAAACCCGUUCGUGUCUACAUGGAUGGUUGCUUUGACAUGAUGCAUUAUGGCCACUGCAAUGCCCUUCGCCAAGCUCGUGCACUGGGUGACCAAUUGAUUGUUGGGGUUGUUAGUGACGCCGAGAUCAUUGCCAACAAGGGUCCUCCCGUUACCCCUCUUCACGAAAGGUUGAUGAUGGUGAAUGCGGUGAAGUGGGUGGAUGAGGUUAUUCCUGAAGCACCCUAUGCGAUAACUGAGGAGUUCAUGAAGAAGCUUUUUGAUGAGUACAAGAUAGAUUUCAUUAUUCAUGGGGACGAUCCUUGCGUUCUUCCGGAUGGAACCGAUGCUUAUGCUCAUGCUAAGAAGGCUGGUCGGUAUAAGCAGAUAAAGCGCACUGAAGGGGUUUCGAGCACUGAUAUUGUUGGUCGCAUGCUUCUCUGUGUAAGAGAAAGAUCUAUAAGUGAUAGUCACAAUCAUUCUUCUUUACAAAGACAGUUCAGCAACGGCCACAGUCCAAAGUUUGAAGCUGGUUCACCUGCAGCAACUGCAAGUGGAACUCGUAUAUCUCAUUUCCUGCCAACAUCUCGUAGAAUUGUUCAGUUCUCAAAUGGGAGGGGUCCAGGACCUGAUUCUCGCAUUGUAUAUAUUGAUGGUGCUUUUGAUCUCUUUCACGCCGGACAUGUGGAGAUCUUGAGGCUUGCUAGGGAUCUUGGAGAUUUUCUUCUUGUUGGAAUACACACCGAUCAGACAGUCAGUGCAACUAGAGGAUCACAUCGUCCUAUCAUGAAUCUUCAUGAAAGAAGUCUGAGUGUUUUAGCAUGUCGCUAUGUGGAUGAGGUCAUAAUUGGUGCACCAUGGGAGGUGUCCAAAGAUAUGAUCACUACGUUUAACAUUUCAAUAGUUGUUCAUGGAACCGUUGCAGAAAAUAAUGAUUUUGAGAAGGAACAAUGCAACCCAUAUGCUGUUCCUAUUAGCAUGGGCAUCUUCAAAGUUUUGGAAAGCCCUUUAGGUAUAACAACUACUACAAUAAUUAAAAGAAUUGUCUCAAAUCACGAGGCAUACCAGGCAGAAGUUUAAUGUUUAGAAGGGAGAGAGGCAUACCUCAAUCCACGGAGCCUAAUGAAACGAAAUGAGAAGAAAGGGGAGAGUGAGAAAAGAUACUAUGAGGGCAAGGGUCAUGUGUCUGGAGACUAAUUUGUGUCUCGUUUGAAACACACACACAAACACAGUCUUAUCGAAAAAUAGGUUUUUGUUCGACUUGGAAAACUAUGUUGGACAUCGUGUUCUGCAUCUCUACAAGUUAACCAACACAGUUGACACAAGUAUGAAACAAGUUCUUUCCAAAUAACUUGGUGAUCAACUAAAUUAUGCAGUUGAAGUUCUACUUGAAUGGAAUAUUGAACCCAAAUGUUCAACUAUGCUACCAUCCCAACGCAACUUAUUUUUCUUCAUUUUUUUUAUCUUUGUAAUAACCUAUAUUAUAUUACUUGUGUGUGAGAAUUUGAUGGAGAGUUGUCUGAUUAAGUAUUAUUUUUUGGUUUGAUCAAUUAGAGAAAUUGUAUUGGGUAAAAAUAACAGUUGAAUAGUUUUAGAUUUGAAUUUCUGUUUGUUAUAGGAACUAAGUUGUGGUGUGUAUGAUUAGCAGUGUAAUUUAUGGACAUGGUUUUCAAUUA
This is a messenger RNA of Vigna angularis (adzuki bean), 1983 nucleotides long. Its product is annotated as ethanolamine-phosphate cytidylyltransferase. The record is from RefSeq and is a predicted model, not a curated record. Gene Ontology annotation, biological process: phosphatidylethanolamine biosynthetic process. NCBI's taxonomy places the organism in Eukaryota, Viridiplantae, Streptophyta, Magnoliopsida, Fabales, Fabaceae. Gene Ontology annotation, molecular function: ethanolamine-phosphate cytidylyltransferase activity. Gene Ontology annotation, cellular component: cytoplasm. The transcript has 10 exons. The coding region runs from base 179 to 1387 and encodes 402 amino acids.